CACCACCGUCUCCUCAUGCAAUACUCAUGAAACCUGAAUGUUUACUGUUGUAUUGCAUGGAUUGACGACGAACAAACAUGGUAGCGCUGCACCCCUCAUCCUGAAACGCUCAACAGCUCCGUCUCUGGAAAUUACCUACCUAGAUAACCCAGAAUAUCUUGAACUGGAAGAUGUGCCACUUUGCCUUCCCUCUGGGCUCCCUCUGCCUGACGUGCACACCCUGACUUUGAACAUUGACGGGUACAUUGCGGAAGGUAGGGUCGGGACGAUCUAUCGUGUAACUGUCGAUGCAUUGGCCUCUUCGGCGGCAGAAUCAUUCCAUAUACUUCCCUUGGUGGUAAAGAUAUGCAUAUGCGUUCCAGAACGGACCAGCGGCGUCCUCAACGAGGCUGCUUUUUGUGACGAAAUGGAGGUGCUGCAAGGGUUCUGUGUGCCACGCCACUAUGGACUGUUCCAAACUAAUUAUGAUCUGUACGAACUUGAGAUCCCGAUUCUACUAGACCGAAAAAAGAGAGACUCGGAAGAGUUCAGACGUGAACGAGGAGACUUGACAGAGACGACGACAAAACCCCUGAGCAAUCAUUUACGACGACCUAGUCACUGUCAUCCUUAUGGAAAGCAUAGGUGAUGGGCUGAAGUUAGGCGGCCCACUUCCGCAAGGCGUGAGUGAAGACAUGUUUGAUAUGUAUAGUGAUAUUGGCAAGCUUUACCUAUAUCACAAUGACAUACGGUACUCGAACUUUCUAUCAGCAUUGCCGGAGGAUCAAGGGGGUCUGCCCAGCUUGCCUUCCCCAUUUACCGGUCGGACUUAUAGUUGGCGUGCACUUUGAUCUAAUGAAGAAAACUUCUCUACCGAAAGUAGCAUUUCGGGCCUAUCAUUCGUCUUAUAUCCACCGUUUUUAGACAACGUUUCGUACGGUUGUAUCGUAGAACCGUUGGAGCGGUAAGCUUAUAUGGUACUCUAUCAAAUCGAUUCGUGUACGG
Messenger RNA from Guyanagaster necrorhizus, 984 nucleotides. RefSeq lists its product as uncharacterized. The transcript is spliced from 3 exons. NCBI's taxonomy places the organism in Eukaryota, Fungi, Basidiomycota, Agaricomycetes, Agaricales, Physalacriaceae. Bases 38 to 628 code for a protein of 196 amino acids. The record is from RefSeq and is a predicted model, not a curated record.